Messenger RNA from Lactuca saligna, 747 nucleotides. The record is from the annotation of a GenBank genome assembly. Lineage: Eukaryota; Viridiplantae; Streptophyta; Magnoliopsida; Asterales; Asteraceae.
GUUACAACAUACAACAUACAACAAUCUUCAUAAUUCAGUUCCAUCGCCUUCUUCAAGUAAUCUUCCCCGCUUCUUGUGCUUAUUGAUUCAGGCACUAUUCGGGAUUUCUUGGUUUGGUUAUUCAUGCUGUUUCAAUUUGGGACACUAGAUCGCAAUGGCUCUUUCAGACGCACAGCACGCCCUUCUACUACGAUUGGUGUUAGAUUUCUUGGUCCGGUUGUUAUCGGGGCACAUUGCCCAACAGAACAACACUCAAGGGAUUCCUCUACCCUUUUCAACGUUAGAACAAUGGUUUGAGUCAGUUAGCGCACCCGAUGUUAAGGCUGGCACUAGCGAUCCAGAAGAUCGCCGCGGACGACAAGAACUGCAGAUACCGGAUUUAAAUGAACCUCCCGUCGAUAAUCUUCCAGCCAACGAACAGCCCAUCGGCAACCCCCCACCGGAAGACCAAAACCUACCUGAAGACAACCUCCCAGCCAACGACCCUCCGGCCGGAAACCCUGACGCCGGAAACGCCGGAAACCCUGACGCUGAAAAUCCGGCCGAAGACGCCCCCAGACCCCUUCUUGUUUACACUCGAAAACGGCGUCGUAAUGUUUGAGUAAGUAGUGUGCUUUGAAAAUGCUGUAAAAAUGUGAGAUUCUCUCUAUCUUGAUAUCAUUGUGUUUUGUUUUAGAUAUUAAAUCUUGUGUUACGUAAUCGAUUGAAAAUUGUCUGGUGUAUGUUCGAUGAAAUGCUUGACUGAAU